This is a messenger RNA of Aedes aegypti (yellow fever mosquito), 1831 nucleotides long. Its product is annotated as serine protease inhibitor 77Ba. Lineage: Eukaryota; Metazoa; Arthropoda; Insecta; Diptera; Culicidae. The transcript has 6 exons. Gene Ontology annotation, molecular function: serine-type endopeptidase inhibitor activity. The record is from RefSeq and is a predicted model, not a curated record. The coding region runs from base 392 to 1762 and encodes 456 amino acids.
AUCACCCGUUUAGUAACGAUCGUGCUCUCUUCUAGUUCGUACGUUUCCAGUUUCCGUUCCAGUGCCGUUUGUCUAUACGCGAUACCGUGUCGAUCGUGUACCUACUACCGCUGACUCGCGUUGAUAACCGGUAUAAGUACAAACAAACGAUCAUCUCUCAUUGCGACGCGCUCACACAGGAUAACAGCGAUCCAGACGUAAAUCCCCGUUUGAGUCAUUGAUUGGUAAUACUGCUUGUCUACCCAGUGGUUUAGCCGUAUAGUAUUGGUGCCAUCAAAUUAAUUGUAACGGCUGUGCGGGUAGGGUGUAGAAGAUCGUCGUCGCCGUCAUUUCGCGUACGAUUCCGGAAGAUCAUAGUUUACAACCGAAAUCAGCGAUCAUCGUUCUCUUCAUGCGCAUCUUCGCGUUCCUGCAACGUAUGAUCAAGAAGACGGCGAUGGCGGCGUCUACUAGCGGUAAGGGCAAUGGAAUGUUUGUUUGGAGCGCGGUGAUUUUUGCAUUGAAUGCUAUUGUUGCGGGUCAAGGUCCAAGCAUAGAUCAGUCAACGGUGAACAACCCAGUGCAGCAGCAAAUGCCUAAUGCCAUAAAUGAAAACUUCUACAAAGGCUCGCAAAAUUUCUCUCUGAACUUUUUCAAGCAAGUGAGUCUAACCGUGGACAAUGAUCGCAAUGUGACGACAACCAACAUCUUCGUUUCGCCGCUGUCCGUGUGGACUCUUCUGGCUUUGCUGAGCGAAGGCGCCGAAGGAGAAACGCUCAGAGAGAUUCUCGAAGUGAUGAGUGUGCAGGAUCAGAAUCUGAUCAAACAUCACUUCAAAAGUUUCCAGGAAACUAUCAAUGUCAAGGCCAACGGAGUGGAGAUAUCUUCCGCACAGUUCAUGUUCACGGACAAGAACCAUCCAGUGAGGCACGACUUCGAGCACAUCGUUGAUACCUACUAUGGGGAGAAUCUGUUCGAAGCUUUGGAUUUCAGUUCCUCGAACGAAUCGCUACGCGAUAGCUACAACUACAUCAACAAAGUCGUUUCCGAUGCAACCAAAGGACAGAUCAAGCGGGCAAUCCAUCCAACAAAUCUUGACCAGGCUCGACUGCUGUUGCUUUCGGUAUUGUUCUUCCAGGGAGAAUGGACGUUCCCGUUCAAUCGAUCGCACACCAACGAAAGCACUCCUUUCUACGACGAAAACGAACGAAUCGUGGCUUCCGUCCCGAUGAUGUUCCAGAAGGCCAUUUUGCCGUUUGCUGCCUUCCGUGAGUUGGAAGCCCAAAUCGUAGAACUUCCCUAUGGAAGCGAUCGUUUUAUGAGUAUGUUGGUGAUUCUUCCGCGGAAAGGUGUGCCCCUUCAUGAGGUUGUCCAGAGAUUGGCCAACUUUAACAUGGAAAUGAUCUACAAAGAACUCAGACAGGUGGCAGAGGAGUACGAGGACGACGAGGUGGAAGUGUUUCUACCUCGGUUCCAAAUUUCCUCUGAUUACGUCCUGAAGUCGGUGCUGUUCAAUAUGGGAAUGCGGGAAGCAUUCCACACUGGCCUUGCGCAGUUCAACAAGAUCGCCAGCGAUAUCGUCGUGAAUGAUAUUUUCCAGAAGAACAAGAUCGUCGUCAACGAGGAGGGAACGACCGCGUCUUCGGUGUCCGGUGCCGUUUUCGUGAACAAAGCCACCCCGCCGAGGUUCAUCGCGAAUCGGCCGUUUGCGUUCCUGAUCGUCGACAAGCGCAACGAUCUGAUCCUUUUCAUGGGUCAGGUGAAGGAUCCGAGGACGCUUUGAGGGAGUUGAUAUUGAUUGUAUAAUAAAGUUGCCACGAUCUUAGCAUUUUUCAUCAAAUGACAAAUUAAA